Microdochium trichocladiopsis is the source of this 4557-nucleotide messenger RNA. RefSeq lists its product as uncharacterized. Gene Ontology annotation, molecular function: phosphatidylinositol-4,5-bisphosphate binding; actin filament binding. Bases 1 to 4557 code for a protein of 1518 amino acids. The record is from RefSeq and is a predicted model, not a curated record. The transcript has 3 exons. Gene Ontology annotation, biological process: actin filament severing; barbed-end actin filament capping. NCBI's taxonomy places the organism in Eukaryota, Fungi, Ascomycota, Sordariomycetes, Xylariales, Microdochiaceae.
AUGUCGGAAGACGUCUCAAAGUUCCUCGAGCAGGUCAAGGAACUCGGCGAGCGCAGCACCCUCGACGACGAGGCGCGUGCCAGAGAGCUCGAGGAGAAGAUCCUCCAGGACAAGAAGGAACGCCAGGCCCGGCGCAGAGAACGUGCCCGCUCAAUAUCCCCCGAAAAGUCGUCCCCCGCCAACACCCCUCCAACCUCAACUCAAAGAGUGAAUCGUCGCUCGCAGCAGCUCGACCUGAAUUCCUCGCCUGUACUUGAGCCGCCGACCACGAACGGCUCCCCUCGCGCCCUGCCAUCCCGCUCCAUCAUCGACGACAUGGCGUCUACCUCGCCCACCAAGGAGAACGACGCGCCCCUCGACUCCGCGUCUGACUUCAAACAAGCCGGGCAGACUUCUCCGACUCGCAGCGCUUCUUCAGCACGAGGCUUGUCAUGGCAGCAGCGGCGGCCACCGUCUCAGCAUGGGUCACGGAGCCGACCUCUCUCAAUGGUAGCUACGGAGAACGCUGCCCGUUCUUCAAGCACAUCAGCUGAGCCUGCUUCCGCGACUGAAACCCCCUCCAGAGACCAGAUAGCAUCUGCACUAUCUGCGAAGGACCCCACAUGGUUCCGCCAAACUGCUGACCGUGGUGCCAACUCGGCCGCGUACCGUCGGAACCAAGUUGAGGACGACCAAAGGGCAGAUGUGUUCACCGCCUCCAGCCAACUUCCUGGGAUGGCGCCCGAGAGACCUCGCUCGCAAGCAUUCAGCCCAAUGGCAUCGCCCGCACUAUCUCGGAACGCACCUUCACCGGCACCGCCCUUCUCCACCCCCAAGCUGGACCCUCCGAUGAGGGAGGAACAGGGGGAACCUGACUUUGACGACCAGCCCCUGAAGUCUCCGCCAGCCUUGGGGCGGUCCUCGCCCACUAGAGUGGAUCGAGAUCGGCCAGUAUCGCCAACAAAGGGUAUGGGCGGCUUCGUGCAAAGCGCCAUGAUGAAGAGGUCAGACAGUGUCAACAAGCGCUGGAGUGUGCGGUCACCCACCGGUCUGCAACGGGCAGACUCGGUAGCUGCAAAUCGCGGUGCGCAGGAGCCUGCCCUUCGUACUGGAUAUGGCAGCACUAGGGAGAACUCCAACGGUCUGAGCCGCGAUAACUCCGCCGAGCCGUCUUCCCGCCCUACAUCCAGUCGCGCUCACGACAAGGUGUUCGACAGCGAUGCCACGCUGCCAAAGAUUGACACAGCCCCAAAGGCACAGAGCAAGUCUCCAGAGCCCGAACCUGUGGAAAACGAUGCUGCCCUCCCCGUCAGCCCUUCGAAGACGAUGGAUCAGCGGAGAUGGAGUCCGACCAAGUCUAGCUGGCUGGAGACUGCCCUUAACAAGCCCGAGUCGCCAAAGCCCAAGACAUCAGCCACGAGCCAGCCAGCGUGGAUGGCGGACAUUCAAAAGGCCAAGGCUCAGAGAGCUGCAAACCCAGAAGCGGAGCCUGCACGUCCGCCAGGGGCCGGCCACAAGCACCAAGUCAGCAUCGGAGGACUUAUGAAGCCCCCUGCUCUCGGCACCACCACAACGGCAGCACCUUAUCCACUGCGCUCCUCGCAACCGACGCCUACGGGGGCGCGUGAGCGGGCGGCCACCAUUGGCAAGCCAAAAGACACAACCCCCAUCAGCACGCCGAAGGAGACAUUUAGCACUCCUAAGAAACUAGAUCAACCGGCACAGCCACAGACUACUCCUGUUGCUGCACCGGCAGUGGACGCAGCCUCGUCCGACGCAAAGCUAGCAGUCAAACCUAAGCCGGAGACUCCCCCCAAGAAGGAUUUCCGUACCACACUGAAGCACCGCCAGACACCGAGCACAUCAUCUGCCACAGAGAGCUCGGAGCCAGAGUUCAAGAAUGUUUUUGGAAACCUGCGUAGAACAACCACACAGAACUACAAAGCCCCAGAUGUCCUCAAGGACAAUAUUCUGCGGGGAAAGGCUGGCUUGUCUAUCACAGGAGGACCCCAGAAGACUGAGCGCAAGGAUGAGUUUAAGGAUGCCAUCCUAGCCAAGAAGAAGUCUUUCAAGGACAUCCAGGCGCAGGGCCGUGGCGUGACACGACACGAUAGCACAGCCAGCGAGAAGCCCUUACCAGAGGGCAUCUUGCGCAGCAGGGCCUUGUCCAGAGGCGCGAGGACAUUUGACAAGCCUGACAAAGAAGCCGAGCUCAAGGACAGCGCAUCCGCGUCCGCAGCUACGGUAAAUGAUAGGCCAGGGCCAGUUUUGAGGCGCGAAACUUCAAGCAUAACUUCGAGCACCACCGCUUCGACCCCAGUCGUACCAUCUUUGCAGAAAGAGGCUAGUGCACCUGGAAGACUGCAGGGCAAAGUGGGAGGCAGCGCUCUUGCGAACCGUUUCAACCCAGCUCUAGCCGGACUUCUGGCUCGGGGACCUCCUGGAUCAGGAGCACCUACUGGAACAUCGAGCUCGGCCGCAAAGCCCACUGAAGCGGCACAGGUCAAUGACAAUGAGGCUGGAUCCGGGCCAAAGCUGACGCACAUGACGAAGAGCCGUGCACGCGGACCAAAGAGAAAAGCGCCCACGUCUGCUGCGGCGUCAAGUUCAACUCAAGCUGAGCCCGCUGAGCCAGCCGCAAAGCCCACGAGCCCAGUCCCUGAACCGGCUAAACAGCUUACACCUUCUGCGCAAGAAGGUAGAUCAUCACCCAUGCCUGUUGAGGCUCGUAACUUACCCGCUAAGCCGAGCAUAAACGCUAUGGACAAAGCACCCGCGGGAACAAGAAGCAUCUUCAACCAAGUAGCAGCGGCUGCUGCUCAGAAAACCCAACCUGCUCCAUUGCGAAGUCCCACUCAGCCCGCCGAGGUCGAGUCCCCAGCCGCCUCACCCAAAAAGCUUAAUAUGCAGAGGAUGUCAAGGUUUCUGGACAACGCCGAGCCUGCAAGCCCGAAGAUCAUUGAGCCACCUACAAAGCAGGAGACAAGACAGCCUUCUGCUUCCUCACCAGUUGUCAAGCCAAAGCCGAGCUUCGAGCGGCCUUCUAGUGUUGGUCCAGACAAGACACAGCCACCCGUCAGGCCGAAGCCAAGCUUCGAGGCACUGGGCAGCCCGGCUUUCCAGAAAUCGCAACCCCCGUCACCAGCUCUUGGUCGACCCCCUCGGCCAUUGCCUGAGCCUUCGAGGCCAGUCAUUGAGGAUCUGAGCACACAUCCUGAUGCACCCAAGCCUCUUCGCCCAUUCGGCGCCCGCCCUUUGCCGUCAGCUCCCUCCACGCCUAAACCGCUGGAGCGGGAACUUCCUUCCAGGCCAUUGCCUAGCCCCAGCAAGACGCCUAGCCUUACGGUUGAUUCACCGUUGCCGUCUCCGAACAAGCAAGCGUCGGAUCUUACAAGCCUGAUCCAGGACUUCUUUGGUCCAAAGAGAGGUGAUCGUGACUACCGAGCGGAUGUCGCUGGGCUCCUGAUGGAGCGGCCAAGCACAUCACCGCCCAAGCUGAAGACGCUGGCGGCUCAUCUAUUCCAAUUCUCUGCAGACGGAAGGAAAUCGGUCGUUCCCAGCCAUCAUCAGCACACACUGUUUGACCAGGACAUGUACCUAUGCUCGCACACAUUUCAGUCUGAUGCUGGAUGGAAGAACACCGAGGUGUACUUCUGGGUGGGCGACGAAGUACCCGCAGCAGCUGUUGAGGACGCUUCCGUCUUUGUGGCACGCGAGGCCAAACAGCUUGGUGGCACUCUCGUCAAGCUUCAGCAGGGUAGGGAGACGGCCGGCUUGAUCCAAGCGCUUGGCGGCAUCAUUGUCACUCAGAGGGGAACAGGGAACAAGGACGACUCCCUGGCGCCUCAUAUGUUCUGUGGCCGAAGAUAUCUUGGACAGGUCGUCUUUGACGAGGUUGACUACGCCCCAACGAGUCUGUGCUCUGGGUUCCCGUACCUUGUGGCCAAGGGCGGAAAGUGCUUCUUGUGGAAGGGCAAGGGCAGCAACGUCGAUGAACUGGGGUGCGCACGUCUGAUAGGGAUGGACUAUGCGCUAACUGGUGAGCUCAUCGAGGUUGACGAUGGUCGAGAGUCGGAGGGCUUCUGGAGCCUCUUUGAAAGUGGCUCCAAGUCUAGCUCUGCGGACCACUGGCGCCUGAAGCCAAGCUAUGACAAGUAUUGCAGCCGGCUGUUCCACUCAGAUGGUGCUUCCAAGCAGCAGAUCACCGAGCUUUCCCCAUUCUCGCAGAAAGACCUCCAAGCUACAGGCAUCUAUGUCCUGGACGCCUUCUUUGAGCUGUACGUCAUAGUGGGAUCCAAAGCGCAAUCUCAAUAUGCCUCGUUCCACAAUGCGCUCGAGUUUGCGCAGGAAUAUGCCAUCCUCGCAGCUGGCAUGGAGGACCGGCCAUUUGUGCCAAUCUCCACGGUCGUCCUUGAGGGAGCGCCUCGGGAUCUCAAGAGCGUCUUCCGCCGGUGGCGUGACUCUGACAGUCCCACCAUCAUGCCUGCCCCGGCGCCUCCUGCCGGCAGCGGUCUGAAGCGAGGACGCAGCAUGCGGGUCGCCACUCUCAACCAGGCGCUGCAGGCACUGACUGAAUAG